GCCUCGGCCAGCAUACCAUCGCACGGCUGUAAAUCUCUGCUAAUUCGAGCCGUUUUGAAGGCCUCUCCAUCAAUGCUGAACUUUUGACAGCGCUCGCGCGUUGAAAAGCCCAGUCACUGGGAGAGCACCAUGGCCCAGCAGCCUCAGUGGACCAGCCGCCCAGAAAUCGACACGAACUACGCGUACACCAACCACCGCGCCCAGAACGUGACCUGCCUCGCGACGCAUGGCACGAAACUGCUCGCCGGAUCGGCCGACGGCCGCAUCACUAUAUACGACCUCGAGAAACGCUCGGAGAUCGCGACGACGCCGCGGGACCGCAGCGGCCACGACCGAAGCAUUGUGGGGUGCUCCUGGUUCCACGACGGCGGAGUCUUCGUGAGCGCGUGCUGCGCGGGCAAUGUCGUGGUGUGGGACGCCAAUACAAUGAAAGCCGCGUGCCGCUUCGACCUGCCCGCCCUGGCUUCCGCGGCGCUCUCACCCAUGUCGACGGGCCCGACGGCGGCCGUUUGUGCGGUAGGGACGACUGACGGCGCUUGUAGGCUAUGCGACGCGCGGAGCGGAGCGUGCCACUCUUCUCUGAGUCACGGCCGGGGCCCCGUCUCUGCGUUAGCGUGGCACCCUUCCAAUGACACGUUGCUCACGGCGGGCGCCGACGGCGCGGCCCACCUCUGGGACGUCCGCACUUUGAAGAAGCGCGGGUCGCUCGACCGGCACGACCUGAGCGGGGCUCCUGCUUCCAUCAAUGAUCGGGUCGCGAAGACGGCCCACGACGGCGGGCUGCGGCUCGCGGCCUUCUCUGGCACAAAGUUAAUAACGGCGGGCGCCGACGAGAGAUUAAGGGCCUGGGACGCGGACUCGGGGGCUUUCGUUUCGGACGCGUUCGCGCCCGUGCAAAUACGAGGGACGCGGUCACCGGCGCCGCUCCAGGCAGCCUUCCUCGAGGGCUCGGCUUUGAUCCCCGACGGGCGCCACGCGUCUCUUUUAUCAUUGGAUUCGGCGAACGAGGCGUGGCGGACGCCGGAAGCGGGCCACGCGGGCGGCGUGCGCGCCUGCGCGGUCGCUCCUGGUGUCAAUCGUUUCGUCGCGUGCGACGACCGCGGCGGCCUCGUCGUCUGGCGGCCUGCUCUGGUUGUGGAGCCCGCAGUCGAGGACGACGAUACGCCUCAGAUCCGCGUCGACGUCGCGCUCGCGGCCGAGGCCGACGACGCCGACGACUUCGAUUCCCUGCGGCGCGAGUUCGAGGAAUCGCGCCGGGCGGCCGCCGAGGACCGGCGACGCGCGCGCGAGCGGCCGGAAGAGGAGGAGCCGCGCCGCCGCCGGCGGCGGCGCGUCGGCGACGUCGUGCGGCGGGCGACGGAUCGAGGUGCGUGA
This is a messenger RNA of Pelagomonas calceolata, 1374 nucleotides long. The record is from the annotation of a GenBank genome assembly. Lineage: Eukaryota; Pelagophyceae; Pelagomonadales; Pelagomonadaceae.